AUGUUUUCCAGGACCUUCUCAGUACAAGCCAGCCCACGGUCAUGGAUAGCAUCGUGGGAAAUAUCGGUGCGACAAAUAGGUGCACGCGAGUUUGACGUUGCGCCUCGCUGUCGAGCUUAUCAUCGGAUGCUACAAUUUCAGUGUGUCUCCUUAAUGACGCGAGCUCAAUCGGCACUCAGGAUACGACACACACCUGUGAGCGCAUUGAUGGUUCAUAGGCGGCAGUUUACGCUCUCGAGAUUUCAGUACAAAGCGAAGGCUAUCUUCAACCCACGCAAAGAUGAUGAGGGGAACGAGAUGUCCCUCGAAAUCACACCGCGCGCCUCAAAGCGUCUAAAAGAGAUCAUGAUCCAAGAUGCAAAUCCGAAUCUAGCACUUCGUAUUCAAGUCGAAAAUGGCGGCUGCCAUGGCUUUCAGUAUCUAAUGUCCCUCACGACUAUUCCACAAAUCGAGGCUAUGGCCGGAAUGACUACAAGCCAGAACUCACAGAUCUUGGCGCCAUCACAAUCGCAGGCAUUACCACUGUCUAGUACAGGUCAGAGCUCAGACAUGCCUACACAUUUUCCCUCAGGCCAUGAUAAUAGGGAAUCAAGACAAGAAACACUCUUGGGGGAAGAUGAUACUAUAUUUAUUGCUCCCGAUGAUUCCAAUGCUAAAAUUAUCUUGGAUGGACCAAGUUUAGAAAUACUAGCAGGGAGCAAGGUUGACUACACUACGGAGUUGAUAGGGAGCCAAUUCAAAAUCAUUGACAACCCGCUGGCUACUAGUAGUUGCGGAUGUGGUACGAGUUUUGAUAUUGGAUGA
Molecule: messenger RNA, 804 nt
Organism: Blumeria graminis f. sp. triticale
Lineage: Eukaryota; Fungi; Ascomycota; Leotiomycetes; Helotiales; Erysiphaceae
Source: the annotation of a GenBank genome assembly